Messenger RNA from Hypanus sabinus (Atlantic stingray), 2643 nucleotides. RefSeq names its product toll-like receptor 5. Lineage: Eukaryota; Metazoa; Chordata; Chondrichthyes; Myliobatiformes; Dasyatidae. The record is from RefSeq and is a predicted model, not a curated record. Gene Ontology annotation, biological process: toll-like receptor signaling pathway; inflammatory response; immune response. Gene Ontology annotation, molecular function: transmembrane signaling receptor activity; protein binding. Gene Ontology annotation, cellular component: membrane.
AUGCUGAGUGAAUCCUGGCAGGCGGAAAGAGAAUUCACUAACAAUCCUUUCCUUUCUGUUCCUCUGCCAGGCUGGGACCAUGCGACUCUCCACUUUCUUCCUGCUGGUGGCAGCCUUCAGGUCUGCCCAGUCCCUCUGCUCCUGGCAUGGGAUUUACCUGUCCUGGAGAAACAGAACCUGAGUCAGCCUCCAGCCGUGCCAGCGGGUGUGGUGUACCUCAACCUCAACUGGAACAACAUCAACUACAUUGAGAGGAACUCCUUCUCCUGGACAGACGAGCUCCGCACCCUGACAAUCGGGAAACAGGACAGUAGGUGGAUGGAAGUGGGGCCCAGCGCCUUUGGGAAUCUGCCUGAUCUGACAUUCCUAGACUUAGGAGGCAACAUUCAACUGCAGUUGGACCUGGAGGCGUUCACUGGCCUGGGACAACUGCAGACUUUGCUGCUGGACUAUAACGGUCUGAAGGACUCGGUCUUACAAAACGGGUACUUCAGACACUUAACUUCAUUGCACACUUUGGUUCUGGAAGGCAACCGGUUACAACACAUCAGACCAGACCCAACCUUCUCCAACCUCCGGGCACUGCAGAAUGUUGACUUCAGUUUCAAUCAGAUCCAGCAGAUUUGCAAGGAAGACCUGAAAAGAAAGAAUGUUCAACACAGGCCUUUCAGAAUGUUUGAUAUAUCCUGGAACCGUCCUUUGUAUGCAAGUAAAUCCCUCAGCUGGGAGAGGUGUGGUAACCCCUUCUCCAACAUCUUCCUAUACACUCUGGACAUAUCGGGCAUUCCUCUGAGCAUUCAACAGCUGGAGAAGAUGUUUCUGGCAAUGAGGGGAACCCUCAUCAUCGAGCUGAGAAUGGGACAUUUGUCCAUCGGGGCAUCAUUCGGUUGCAACAACUUACCCGAUCCCAACAACCAAACAUUUUCAGGGCUCGCCGAGAGUUCUGUCAUGAUCUUGAAUCUCCACCAGACAUACAUCUUCUCCCUGCAGCCCCAUGUCUUCUCACACUUCCCUGACCUAAAGAUCCUCUCCUUACCUCACAACCGCAUCAACCUCAUACAGAAAAAUGCCUUCUUCGGCCUGGAAAAUCUACUGACGCUGAACAUUCCCUACAACUUGUUGGGUGAGAUCUACUCAUGGACAAUUGAGGGUCUGCAGAAUGUUUCCUACAUUGACCUACGACACAACCACAUUGGGGCCAUCCAGUUUGGUUCCUUUGAAGGACUCACUCAGCUUGUCACUUUAGACCUUCGGGAGAACUCUCUUUCCCGUCUCCCAGCCUCCAAGCCAUUGCCUGGCUUGCAGUACCUCCUCUUAGGAUAUAACCGACUAGAAGAGGUGUAUGGGAUGGGGAACAUGGACAACAUCACCUUUCUCGAUCUUUCUAACAACGCGUUUGAGAACUUGCAGGUGUUUUACGAGAUUAUGAAGCAGCCCACAGUGACUCAACUUCUGCUAAGGAACAACCGCUUAUCCGUGUGCACCAUCGCACCUACCAACACCAUACCGAAAAGCAACCACCUCCGUCACCUCGACCUUUCCGGUAACUUCCUCCAACUAACGUGGGCAGCCGGCGAGUGCUGGGAUGUGUUCCACAACCUCUCCAACCUGACGGAGUUACUUCUCCAGCGGAACUAUCUUGCUAAGCUGCCCCAAGGCGUCUUCAGUGGCUUAGUCUCCCUGAAGAGGCUUAACCUGUCCCUGAACUCACUGACCCAGCUCAGCCACGACCUCUUCCCCAGCAACCUCGAGAUCCUGGACCUGUCCAGCAAUCGCCUGACUUCACCCGACCCAGUCACCUUUAGCUUCGUCAGGCGUCUGGACCUGAGGAACAACCAGUACAUCUGUGAUUGCAGCCUCAACCGCUUUGUCCUCUGGCUGAACCGCACUGAGGUGGAGUUGGUGGAACCCCUGACCCAAAUGGUUUGCGCCUUCCCGAAAGGGCUCAAGGACGUACCUCUUCUCUCACUCACGCCAGGCUGCGGGAUGGAGGAGACGCAGUUUGCCCUGUUUGUCACCGUGACCACACUCCUGGUGAUUUUUCUCACCUCUGUUCUUCUCUACACUCACUGCUGGUCCUUGAUCCUCCUGUGCUACAGGGCUGCUACCAGGACUGUCCUGGAAGGAGGCAAGACAGGGACAGACAGGUUGGGCUACAGGUUUGAUGCCUACCUCUGCUUCAGCAGCCAGGACCUGGAAUGGGUGAAAGACAGUCUGCUCUUGAAUCUAGAGGAGAACCGGUUACAACUGUGCAUCGAGGAGCGGGAUUUCAUUCCUGGGGAAGACCACAUUACCAACAUACGGGAGGCCAUAUGGGGCAGUAGGAAGACAGUGUGUGUGGUCACCAGGUGUUUCUUGAAGGAUGGCUGGUGCCUGGAGGCAUUCAACAUUGCCCAGAGCCGCCUCUACCAUGAGUUGAAAGACGUUGUGGUCCUGCUAGUGGUGGGUUCCCUGAGGGACUACCAGCUCCGGAAGUACAAGCCCCUACGGUCCUAUCUGCAGAGCAGAGGGUACCUGCGCUGGCCGGCCAAGCCCUAUGACCAAUACUGGCUCCUGCAGAGGCUGGUUGACAAGAUCCGGCAGGACCCCAAGCAGAGAAGGGUCAGAGCCAGGAGGAAAACAUUUCUGGGCCUCCUCCCCUAG